AUGAUCCGCGGAAGAACACAGAUCUCGCGGAUUGUGAUUGCCGCCCUAUUCAGCUAUGGACUCUUGAUAUUCUUGUUCAGUCAGUCGGCGCGGAGGUUCUGGGCCACGGAUGGAGUCGAUAUGGCCCGGAGUUAUUUCGAAGACCAGGCUUUUGAGCACAUCAAGAACGAAACGCUGGGGUUCGAACAUAUCUUCGCCAUCGGGUUGAAGGAACGAACGGACAAACGCGAUUUCCUCACAUUAGCUGCCUCGAUGGCGGGCUUUCGGGUCGAAUGGCUUGACGGGGUGCGACCGACGGAGAUCAAUCAGAAGUCCUUACCAAAUGAAAACAGCCUCAAGCCAUCGGAAAUCGGCUGCUGGCGCGCACAUAUGAACGCACUCACCAAAGUGGUCGAGAACUCGUACUCCACUGCCCUUAUCCUCGAAGACGACGCGGACUGGGACAUCUUCAUCAAGCAGCAACUGCGAGAGUUCGCGCGGGGCGUGCGGGCGCUGACGGGCAACACGCACGGGUCGCGGCAGGCCCCCUACGGAACCAACUGGGAUGUGCUCUGGAUCGGCGGGUGCGCGUCAGCGGCCAAGGCCAACGAGACGCAGUUCUUCGCCAUCCCGCAAGAUCCGACAGCGCCCAGCAUCGACCACCGCGGCACUUGGGGCGGACCGCUCAAGGAGUGGAAGACGCAGUACCCGGAGUUCCCGGAGACGUCGACGCGGUUCGUCUACCGGGCGGAGUACGGGUGCUGCACGUACGGCUACGCGGUGACCAAGCGCGGGGCGGAGCGGAUCCUGGCGGCCCUCGCCGUCGACCGCAUCGUCGCCGCCGUGGACAACUCCAUGGGCGACCUGUGCGGCGGCAAGGACGGCCGCCCUCAGAUCGAAUGCUUCGCCCCCUUCCCCAACCUCGUCGGCACCUACCGGGCGGCGGGCCCCGCCUCGAAAGACUCAGACAUCCACAAUGGCACCGACGAGUGGCACGAGGCCCAGGCCUGGAACCUGAUGUAUAGCACCCGGUUGAAUAUUCAUAACCUGGUCGCCGGGAAGGAUACCGUGUACGCGCAGUAUGAAGAGAAGUUCCCUUGGUCCAAGUGGAAGCUGAGUCGGAAGAAUUUCCACUAUCCGCAAGGGUACCUGGUGCAUUAA
Molecule: messenger RNA, 1140 nt
Organism: Aspergillus aculeatus ATCC 16872
Lineage: Eukaryota; Fungi; Ascomycota; Eurotiomycetes; Eurotiales; Aspergillaceae
Product: putative LPS glycosyltransferase
Exons: 4
Coding region: 1-1140 (379 amino acids)
Source: RefSeq, a predicted model, not a curated record